Achroia grisella is the source of this 1438-nucleotide messenger RNA. RefSeq lists its product as uncharacterized. NCBI's taxonomy places the organism in Eukaryota, Metazoa, Arthropoda, Insecta, Lepidoptera, Pyralidae. The transcript is spliced from 2 exons. The record is from RefSeq and is a predicted model, not a curated record. The coding region runs from base 165 to 530 and encodes 121 amino acids.
UGAAUACAAAUAUUUGCGCAGUGCGAGGAAGCUACACGAUAAUACUAUCGAUGUCUCAGAAUAAGUCCUCUCGUACGCUAAUAAUAUUCUGCAAUGAGUUCUUAAAUUAGGCGGCCAUCUUCCUUAGUGGUUCAGUCUAGCGACUAGUUAGUUAAGUGAUCGACAUGAAGUGCUUUGUAUUGAUAACUCUCUUUAUUUCGGCACAUACAAUAUCAGCCACAAUAGACUUAGGACAGCUAAAGGAAAAUGCCGCAUCGAAAAUACAAACACUACAAGAUCAAACAGCCGAGGCUCUUCAAAAAGUCACCGACAAUAUCGACUUUGGAAAACUGAUACAAACAAUAGUCCCAAUAGUGGAACAUCAUCAGAGAAUCUUCCAACAGUACCAGGAUGCAGUGGAAAAUAUUCCAGCUGUCAUACAAUCCCAGGGGGAAAAAUUGAGAGUGUAUUAUCAAAAAUUACAUGGUCUGAAUGGGAAGGAUUUGGUUCGUGCAUUUGAUUUUGGUGUGCCAUGGCCGGCGUUGAGGUGAUUUUUGGUUAGAAGACUAGUUUAUCUCACUGGUUUCAUAUGUUAUACUAACAUAUGAAACAUAGUGAAUUUGCACAGUAAGGAAUCUCUUAUUGGAGAGGUGCUCACUCUUGUACAUUACAUUUACCUUAUUACUAUUAUGUUUUCCUAUGUGUGUGUACAAUAAAGAAUAAAGAAAACAGACCAAACAGCCACGGCUCUUCAAAGAGUCACCGACAAUAUUGACUGAUACAAACAAUAGUCCCAAUAGUGGAACGCCAUCAGAGAAUCUUCCAACAGUACCAGGAUACCGUGGAAAAUAUUCCAGCUAUACAAUCCCAGGGGGGAAAGUUGAGAGUGUAUUAUCAAAAAUUACAUGGGCUGAAUGGGAAAGAUUUGGUUUGAUUUGCGUACCAUGGCUGGCGUUGAGGUGAUUUUUGGUUGUAAGACUAGUUUAUCUCACUGAUCUUUUUAGGGAUAAGCUCGCUCUUGUACCAUUUACCUCAUUACUGUUAUUUUUUUUCUAUUUGUUUGUAUAGUGUUAUUAAUAUUAUAAACGUGAAAGUUUGUGAGUAUGAAUGUUUGUUACUCUUCCACGGAAAAACUACUGACGGAUUUUGUUGAAACUUUAUGUACAAUAAUAUAGCUUAUGCAUCAGAAUAACAUAUAGGCUAUAGUUUUUAUUGAAGUUUAACGCGGGCGAAAUCGCGGGCUCAGCUAUUAAUAUUUUAAACGUGAAUGUUUGUGAGUAUGGAUGGAUGUUUGUUACUCUUUCACGCAUAAUUUACUGACGGAUUUUGUCGAAACUUUACAGUAAUAUAGCUUAUACAUCAGAAUAACAUAUAGGCUAUAAAUUACAUGCGGGUGAAACCGUAUAUUUAGUUGUGUUAUAUACCUUUAAAUGUAAACAGACUGUAUUCUUGCGAUAGA